Messenger RNA from Pleuronectes platessa (European plaice), 3431 nucleotides. Its product is annotated as transmembrane protein 238. The coding region runs from base 335 to 973 and encodes 212 amino acids. The record is from RefSeq and is a predicted model, not a curated record. Lineage: Eukaryota; Metazoa; Chordata; Actinopteri; Pleuronectiformes; Pleuronectidae. The transcript has a single exon.
UCUCUGUUUGCAUGUGUAGCUCUGUUGUUGGUCUAUAAACAAAGAAGAUAAAAACUCAGGAGAGAGACGCUAAGUCAUGCAUGUCGUCCUGCAGGCUAGAAUCUGACUGCCAAAUUCAAAUUCCGCGCAGCUCCUGGGCUCAUUUGCAUUAUGGGAACCAAGGCGCAUUAUUGUGUGAUAUUGGACGGUGCAGUGACAGUUCAGAGGUGGAAGCUGCCUGAUCUAGUGAGGUGUGUGUGUCCGUGUGUGUCUGUGCGCAGGGGAGCCACCUGAGGAGACGUUUGUUUAUCCAGUCUUUAAGGUGGGGCGUUCUCCCCAGGUGUGCAGGUACAGGAUGAAGCAUCCUCCCGUUAUUCACGCGUCAAGAGCCUCAGCUCUCCACGUCUUCACCAUGGACCUGAUCCGGUACGUGGGCAGCUGCGUGCCUUCCUUCUUGAUGGCCAUCGUUUUCGACGUCAUCGGCCUUGUUGUGCUUUUCGUCGGGAUAUUCGCCAACGUGAGCCUCGACGGCCGCUUCUACGGCGACUUCUUGAUCUACACGGGCUCCCUGGUGAUAUUCUUCAGCCUGGGCUUCUGGGUCAUGUGGUACGUGGGCAACGUGCAGGUGCCCGGGGACUACGACGGCUGGGACCAGAGGAACAGCGUCGUGGAGCGGCUGGCGAGUAAGAUCUCCAAGAGGAUGAGCCAGAAAUCGAGACACGUGAAGUGCGUGGAGGACGCAGACUCCGAGAGCGAGGUGGGGCCGACCUCUCCACGCAAAGCCAGCAGGGUGACCUGGGGCAAAAACUCAGCCUACCACAACGAAGGCUAUGAUGACUCGCUGGAGUCCUCCACUUUCGAGAAUAAAGAGGAGAAAAAAGGAGAUGGACAAGGACAAGAAGAGGGUAAAGUAGAAAAAGAACCAACAGAGGAAGAAGGAGAAAAAGGACAAGACGAGGAAGAAGGAGAAAAGGGAGAAGAACAGGAGAUCUGAGCCGCUGCCUCUCUGAAUAAGUAGCUUCAUUUCAAAUUGGGACGGUUUUCUGGUCAUAUAUAUUAAAACAUUAAGCUGCAGCCCUUCACAGCCUUAGACAACCAUCUUUACAUGUUUCAGUCAAAAUAAGAGGUUUAGUCUGACUGACAUGUCUAUUUCGGCAGGCCCGGAUACAAGAAUUAUCCAAAUCCCAGGUAGCAGGCAGCAUCCUGGGGCCCCAGAGUCAUAAAAGCCCCCAAAGUGUCAAGGUUUGUGUAGAGGCUAUUAGUUUGUGGUUAUUUUGUUUAUUUAUUUGCCCCUUCAGCACUUUAGAAUCUCAUGGAACCUUGAGGCAUCACCUGUAUUUACGUUUUAUAGAAGGGUCUCAAGUUAGAGUCAAGUUUUAGGUCAUUUAUCAUUUCAGUUUUGAGCUUGUAAGUAUAAUGUAAGUGUAUUUAGUCAAGUUAAGUCAGUGAACUGACAUCUAAAUGGUAACUAUGGGGGGUGGGGGGGGGUCUAAUUUGGUUAGCACGGCCCAUGAUAUAUAUAGAGACAAGUCUAAAAAACAUUAGCUUAGCUUAAACUCCCCCUAAGCUCCUAAAAUAUAAUUUUGCUGCUGGCUGUGAAACGUACUGGACAAAUGUUCCUGUCCGCAGAUUCCUCCAUUACUUCAACUUCAAUUUAUUUAUUCUUUUUCACAAAGGCUUUGUCGCAUCUGCAAAAAAUGCAUGUGACAUACCUUACACAAGUUGUAGCUGCAACCAGAAAGAGGUAGGUAGAGUUGUGCAAACACACACAUACUGGUCAGACUGGUUUGUCUCUCGGUGUUGGUUAAACAAACCGGGAACUCCUCAGCAGAGGAUCUCAUGUGACCUGGGAACAUGUGUAUCUUAUGGAAUGUUUUGACUGAUUUCCAUAUGUUUAGAUGCUUAGAUUCAUGGCACACCUUAUGCAAAAUGUCAGCUCUGCCACGUGAAAUGUCAAUUCACCUGUGCUGUGUACACCUGCUGUAACUACAGGCAUUCAGGACAGGGAAGCGGAGACAGAUUGCAGCAGCAGGACAGGUCAAACAAGGGAAGAUUCCAUUACGUGCGUUUCCUCUUUUUGCCGGCAAGUCCCUCCACAGUAGGCAGGGUUAUUGUAGUGAUGCAUGGGCCAGGGAUUGCUCAUGUUUAGUGAAGGCUUCAGUGCAGCGUAUCCACCCUGUGAAGUUAAAUAUCACGGGUAAACAUACACAUGGGUAAAUCGAUGGGAGUGAUGUCAAGAGGAGGCUUUGAAACAUCUGAUAAAAGAUGAAACACACUGAUGCAGUGCUGGAAUCACUUAAUUUUCAUUAGCUGAAUAAAAUAAUCCAAGGGUUAGGGGUUGGGGGAGGACGGCAAAUUAAUUAUAUCAAGCUUAUAACUGUGUAAAGACAACCUCGAUGGCAGAUGAUUAUGAAAUAUACGUGCAUAAAUCUGUCACGCGGGUUUCAGACAGCGGUCUGAUGUGUCACAUCAAUGACAAGAAAGGGGCCAAACAGGUCAGGCCUGCAUAGGAAUGAAGACGGACUGUGAGUUUCUCAGCUGUUAAAGAGCUUCACAACCUUUUGUUGUGCCUGGAGACCUGACUUGCCACUGAACUAUGAUAGAAAUGCAAAGGUGUGCUGCUGGUUAAAGACAAUGAUCCACAGGACAAGAAAGUCACUUCUACACAGAGACUCACUCCUGUCAGACCUUGAGACGACAGCCACUCGUCCUUUUUCUCUCGCUCGGCUGCGGCGAUGGAGCAGAGGGGGUGCGUCAAGUUCUUCAUAGCGCUGGCCUUGUUUCUGGACAUCGCCGGCCUCAUCCUCUUCUUCGUGGGGAUCUUUGCGCCGUUGAGUUUCUGGGACUUUUUCGUGCUGUCCGGGCCCCUGCUGAUCUUCCUCAGCCUGAUCCCCUGGAUAUUCUGGUACACGGGGCAGAUCACCGUGUCCGAGGAGGAACUCAACCUGAUCAAACACGACAUACUGUGACCGAAGCGUGACAGGAGUCGGACCGAGCGGAAGAGACCGGACUCCUUCAAACGUGAGGAUGAGGAGGGAGCUGGCAGGCGGGACUGAAGCACAAGGGUGUUCGUCUCUGGCUCUCUGAACCCCGGGAGGUUUCGCCUCAGUGGAGGAUAUAUGAUUAAUUCAAAUCCAAACGCAACCUGGAACACAUUUGAAUAAUCCUAGCAGAUAAAACAAACUUUAUUCCACACUUUGACUUCAGGGUAAAAACAUGUCGCCAUGUUGAGUGUGGACAGCACUGUUGGAGUGGAAAAUGUGUUUCUCAGCACUUUUGGCCGGAGGAGGAAGCUUUUUAAAGAUUGCACCAUGAUGACACUGUUUGCCUUAUUUAUGUGCUUGUUGUCAUCUUUGUACUGUCGUAAAUUAUAUUUAUGUUUGAACGUGUCUCUUGUUCCUGUAGGACGGAUACAAUUCUAAAAUAUCUGACUAAACAUGGUUUCAAACGAC